Messenger RNA from Daucus carota subsp. sativus, 1727 nucleotides. Its product is annotated as E3 ubiquitin-protein ligase SP1. The transcript is spliced from 11 exons. The record is from RefSeq and is a predicted model, not a curated record. Lineage: Eukaryota; Viridiplantae; Streptophyta; Magnoliopsida; Apiales; Apiaceae. Gene Ontology annotation, biological process: protein ubiquitination; organelle organization. Gene Ontology annotation, molecular function: ubiquitin-protein transferase activity. Bases 268 to 1299 code for a protein of 343 amino acids.
AAAUGGAGCUGAAGGAGAUCUCUUUUAGUCUAGAUAACUCUGUUGUGUCUCUUGCUUACACACCUAUACAUACACCUAUACUUACAACAAUACACACACACAUAUAUAUAUAUUAAUGAAUUUGUUUUAUUAAAUUACUAAUAUUUAUAUUCUGUUCUUGCUCUUCUGGGUUUUAUUUUGUUUGAUUUACCUUGUUUUCUACUCCAACUAGUGAUAUACGUAGAUACAUACAGAUAUACGUACAGAUAUUGUGUGUGUAUAGGUGUGAUGAUACCGUGGGGAGGAGUUAGCUGUUGUCUGAGUGCAGCUGCCCUUUAUCUUCUUGGGAGAAGCAGUGGAAGGGAUGCUGAUGUUCUUAAGACGGUUACGCGUGUUAAUCAAUUAAAGGAUUUAGCUCAAAUACUAGAUACAGCAUCCAGAGUGUUGCCUUUGGUUGUCACUAUAUCUGGAAGAGUUUGUUCAGAUGCACCUAUUAGUUGUGAAUAUAGCGGUAUGCGGGGUGUUAUUGUCGAGGAGACGGCAGAGCAGCACUUCUUGAAACACAAUGAUGCUGGUUCCUGGAUACAGGAUUCUGCUAUGAUGCUAUCCAUGUCUAAAGAGGUUCCGUGGUAUCUGGAUGAUGGAACUAGUCGAGUAUUUGUGAUUGGAGCUCGGGGUGCCUCUGGUUUAGCAUUAACAGUUGGAAGCGAAGUAUUUGAGGAAUCAGGGCGAUCACUUGUAAGGGGCACACUAGAUUAUCUCCAGGGUCUCAAGAUGCUUGGAGUCAAGAGGACUGAACGAGUUCUUCCUGUUGGUACUCCAUUGACUGUUGUGGGUGAGGCUGUCAAAGAUGACAUAGGAACUAUGCGAAUUCAAAAACCUCACAAAGGCCCGUUUUAUGUCUCUCCAAAACCUAUAGAUCAGCUCAUUGCUAAUCUUGGGAAAUGGGCAAGGUGGUAUAAAUAUGCUUCUCUGGGGUUCCAAAUUUUUGGUAUCUAUUUGAUUGCAAAACAUGGUUUUCAAUAUGUCAUGGAAAGGAAACGUCACUGGGAGAUGCGGAAGAGGGUUCUUGACGCUGCUGCCAAAAAGCAAGGGACAGAUAUCGAAGGGUCAAAUACUAUUGCUGAAGAUGGAUUGGAUGGCGCUAAAAAGGACUUGUUGAUGCCUGAUUUGUGUGUGAUCUGCUUAGAACAGAAUUACAAUUCAGUAUUUGUCCCGUGUGGCCAUAUGUGUUGCUGUACAGGGUGCGCGUCACACUUGACAAGCUGCCCUCUUUGCCGGAAAAGGAUUGAUCAAGUAGUCAAGACUUUCCGCCACUAGAAUUAUUACUUGGUAGGAGUCACUAUAUACUGGCAAAGAAGAAUGUUAUUCGACCUGUUUUGGUACAUAAUCUUUAUCUCUGGUGCCAAAAUUCCAGAAGCCUGAAGAUCUUUUUAAUUUUCUAGAACUGGCUCUAUGUCUAGUUUCAUCUUUACACCAGGUUUCACAGCCUCCUCACAUCUCCCGAGUUGGUAAAAAUUGACAUAUUUAGCUGACUUGCUUAAACAUUGGUAAAGCUUCUUAGAAGAUUGUACAUAGUAAUUUGCCGAAUUGCCAUGAGUUAUAAUGAUUUUAAAAGGGGGAUAAACCCGACGGAUUCUGCAUCUGUAGAGUCUGGUUUAUCUAAGAGUUAGAUUCUAUAUGUUAUUGCAAGUAUGUAACCUGCUGAAGAUUUUAUUAUAUAUAUAUAAUUUUAAAUUUGAUUUUUC